Oldenlandia corymbosa var. corymbosa is the source of this 2799-nucleotide messenger RNA. NCBI's taxonomy places the organism in Eukaryota, Viridiplantae, Streptophyta, Magnoliopsida, Gentianales, Rubiaceae. The record is from the annotation of a GenBank genome assembly.
CUUUCACAAGGUUCCGUUACUUCGGGAGUUAGCUUACUUACUGCCAAUCCUUCACCGCAAAAAAACCCAAAGAACAUUCCCACACUCUCUAACCAAUUACCAACAGAAAAACACAGGAAAAAGAUUCCAUCUUUCCUCAAAUCCCCAAUUAGUGACAUGAAACCAUGAAAAGAUCCCAUAAAAAAAUUAUGAAAAGGAGGAGGAAAUUGCAAGAAGGACUGCUGGGAAUUUAAAAAGGCUUUCUUAUGAAACAGUGGGGAGAGAAAUGGUGCAGUCUGAUGGUGAUGAUCCCAUUAAAAAGAAGAGGAGUUUGAUUAUCUAUCCUAAGCUGUAUUAUUUCCCAUUUGUACUUCUUUUAAUCAGAUGUAUUGGGUUCUUCUGCUCCGAAUUUGGUCUCACCCUUGCUGAAGGAGGAAACUUGGUCUACAACAAGGAAAAUGGUAGUAAUUCUAGCCGUUAUGACGAUAAGCAGCACAACUGUUCCUCUCCGGUUGUCGAAAUUGAUGAUAAGAAGGUAAAUCUCUCUGCAAACACUAGUGCUUCUGACAUUCAUGGUGGCCAUCUGGUAAAGCUGGAGUACUCACCUCGGGAAAUUAUUACACUGGAGGUGGUAAUUCUAAAUUUUUUGGGAGAAGGUGAUUUGUCUUGUCAAGUUCAAUCCCUUGACGCGCAUGAUAAGAUCGGAAAAUCAUGGAAUGAGAAAACUCAUUUAGCUUAUCCCAAUUUGGAGGAUUUCAAGAAUAGUACGUGGCAAGCAAAAGGCUUGAGUUCUCGACCACAGAAAGUAAAUAUCACCCAUCGACUCGAGCCAGAUGGAACGCCAUACAACUAUGCCUCAGCUUCCAAGGGCGCUAAAGUGGUUGCUUUUAAUAAGGAUGCCCGUGGUGCAAGUAAUAUUUUAGGGAGGGAUCAUGACAAAUAUCUUCUGAACCCAUGUUCUGCUAAGGAAAAAUAUGUUGUGAUUGAGCUCGCUGACGAAACUUCUAUCGAUGCUGUCAAAAUUGCAAAUUUUGAACAUUAUUCCUCUAACUUCAAGGAAUUCAAAUUACUGGGGAGUUUGGUAUAUCCUACAGACACCUGGAUUUCACUAGGGACUUUUGUUGCUGAAAAUGUCAAGCAUGCUCAAUGUUUUGAGCUGCCUGACCCAGUGAACUCUGUCAGAUACUUGAAGUUGGUCUUGCUUAGCCAUUAUGGGAAAGAGUUUUAUUGUGCCCUAAGUUUUGUAGAGGUAUAUGGCGUUGACGCCAUUGAAGAGAUGCUUGAGGAUCUUAUUGUCCCCCCUCCGGAGUCUAAUACAAAUUCCACGGCAACAUCUUCAAGCUUGCAAACAAGUUCCACCAACCCUAAAGUAGAUGAUGCUGUUCACGGUACUGUUGAACCGGUAGUCAAGCCUGUUGUAAAUGUGAAAGAGGAGGUUAACUUAGAAGUGCCCAAGGCAGCUAUUAACAACAGCCCUGGACCCUCUCAAAAAGCUAAGAAACCGCCUAGCAGAGUUCAUGCAGAUACUGCUUUAAAGGUAUUGUUGCAGCGAGUGAGAUCGCUUGAGUUGAAUCUUUCUGUGCUGGAGGAUUAUAUUAAAGAACUGACAAAAAGGCAGGGAAAUAUUCUCCCUGAGCUUGAGAAAGAGAUGCUGAAAAUAUCGCAGCUUCUUGAGAGCAGCAAAUUGGAGAUAAAAAAUGUCUUGGAAUGGAAAAAAACAAUGGAGAAAGAAACUGCUGGUCUUGAAUCAUGGAAGGCCUCAGUUGUAAAUCAGAUGGGAUCACUAGCCCAGGAAAAUGCACUUCUAAGGUUAGAUUUACCUUGUAAUGCUCUACAAUCGUCACCCUGAUCAUUUAUUCUUUAGUGCAAUACUGCGAUAACUGAGAUAAUUAAGGCAUAUUGAGAGCCAUGGUUUAGUUCUUCUGUCUGGGUUCUUGUUUGUUUAGCCAGGUUUGAGCACUUUAGGGCCUUAGGAGGUUAAUGUAAAGGGUUAUACCUAAACAGAUGCCUUAAAAUUGAGGUGGGAUGGCCUGAAAUGGACUCAGUUCCCUGUAUGUCUUCUUAAACAGAUGGUUCUCGUGAAAGGUUCAAUGUGAGAAAAACAGCCAGAGAUACUAAUCAAUAAAAUAAAGAAACCUUCCAUUUUAGAGGCUCAGGCCAAAAGAGGAGAAAGGGAAGGGGUCGUUAAUUACGGACGAUUAAUUCUCAGGUGCUACAAUAUUCUGUAGUUGUAAAAUUGAUCAAACUCUGCCCUUCAAGAAAAUCAUUGCUUAAGAGGCAAAAGAAACCGCGACCCCGAUGAGAUUUCUGUUUACAAAUUGAUUUGGUUCAAUAAUGGCAUUAUGCUGGAUCUCUUUUCCUCUUUCCAUGGGGAAAAAAAAUUCCAUUUGUUAUUGGUUAGUUUUGAUGAUGCAGAGGAUGGAUAUAUGCUCAGUUUUUAUGCAUAAUCAUGUUUAGGUUUCAGUAAUUUUUUCUGACCUCGAUCUCAUUUGCAGGUUAGAUGUCGAGAAAGUUUUAGCAGAUCAAUCCAGCCAGGAAAUGAAAGAAAUGGUUGUCUUCGUAGUAAGCUUCUCUUUCGCGUGUAUAGCAAUUCUAAAGUUAGUUUUUGAUAGGGUUUUGAUAAUCGUGCAAGCUUCAGAAAAGAUUGCAAACUCGAAUAGAGGGUGGAUUCUAAUAUUUUUGUUUAGUUGUUUGACUGCAUUCAUCAUAUUGCUUUAGAUUUUAGUUCUGUAUAUGUGUCAGAUGAACUGAUGAAGUAUGGAAUCUUAUUUUGCAAAAUUAACACUAUCGCGCAUCUAAUUGUCGAUUUUUUCAUAUUAA